CAUAGUAUGGAACCUAAAAACGAAAUUAAAAAAAUUGCUAAAUCAAAACCAACACCGCAGUCUUUGAGUAAAGAUCGAACGAUACCAUCCACAUCUAGAGACGCAGGUCGAGUGAUUGUGCUAAAAGAUGACCACAGAUCUGUCAUACCAUGGUACCGAAGACUUUGGAAAUAUUUUUACAACAACGAAAAAGGUACAAUAUGCGAAAGAACACGGAAAAGUUGGUUAUACAUAACUGGAUAUUCAAUCAUAUAUUUAUUAUUCCUUUGCACGUACAUGAUGAUAUUUCUGUACGCUACAUUAUCAAUUAUAAAAAUGCAUGGAGAUUAUCAAGUUAUUGAUAAGACUUCACUCCUAACAUACUCCGAUCAUGGCAUAGGAUUAUCUGCUACGCCAACUGGACUCAGCAAUACACCUUUGAUCUGGUACAAAGAGAACGAUGAGAAGAGUUACCAGAAAUACGUAAAAGCAAUAGAUGAGUUAUUAUCAGAUGAUAUCAGAAAAAGAGUUAAUAGGACCGAGUUAGGUCCAUGUGGACAUCCUCCGUAUGGAUAUGGCGAGAAACCUUGCAUUAUUAUCAGAGUUAAUAAGCACAUAGGUUGGUCUGUCAAUCCUAUACAUAUAAAUUCAACUUAUUAUAAAGAUGUUCCAACACACAUAAAGAAAUUGCUAGAAAAUAAACAAAAGAAGUUGUUUUUGACGUGUGAUGGGUUUCAUUCUUAUGACAAGGAGCAUAUUGGUAAAAUAGAGUACUUCCCUGAUCCUCCGGGAAUAGAUGCGAGUGUAUUCCCUUUAGAUAUACAAGGAAGUUCGCCAUUAUUGGCUGUACAGAUAUCUGACUUCACAUUGGGCAUGUCAAUAGCUGUUGAAUGUAAGAUGUGGUACGAUGGACCUACAUCAUCAUUACAUUUCCUACUCUACGUCACACCUAAGAACGUAUCAGUGUAAAUAAUCAA
Molecule: messenger RNA, 956 nt
Organism: Papilio machaon (common yellow swallowtail)
Lineage: Eukaryota; Metazoa; Arthropoda; Insecta; Lepidoptera; Papilionidae
Product: probable sodium/potassium-transporting ATPase subunit beta-3
Exons: 1
Coding region: 7-948 (313 amino acids)
Biological process (GO): intracellular potassium ion homeostasis; sodium ion export across plasma membrane; potassium ion import across plasma membrane
Cellular component (GO): sodium:potassium-exchanging ATPase complex
Molecular function (GO): ATPase activator activity
Source: RefSeq, a predicted model, not a curated record